AUGGAAUCGGAUCAAGUACAAAUGUAUUCAAUUUCUAACCCAGAGCAAUCGACUAAUAAAGAAAAUGUAAUACUUCGAGCUCUUACUACUGAUCCUAAUCGGCAUAAACCAUUAGCACAACAUACAUCACCGUCAACAAAUCCACCUUCACAAGCAAGAUCAACAGCAGAUUCUACUUUUGGACAAACACCAACAGCAAUGUAUACGAUUGACACUCAAUUUAGACCAAUUCCUGAAAAAGUAUUGCCAAGACAUACCGAAACUAGAUUGUAUUUUAUUAGUCCUAACAAUAAGGAACCAAUACAAUCACCGACUUCACCAGUUAAUAAAGAAGAUACUGUCAAACCAGAAGAAGAACCAGUUGCUUUUCUCGAACCUCAUGUUAUUGCACAGCCGGUUCUUUAUAGUAUUGUUGGAAACAAAUCUAUUCCUGCUUAUAAAAAUCAACCAGUUGCAGCUACAACUACAACUUCUAAACCAACUUCUUCACCUAUAUUUUAUGCAAUAACUGGUAGUGCUCAACAGGCAACUAUACAGCCGAUGGAAGAUAUUGUACAGGCUCCAUCACCAGUAGAAAGUAAACCAGUUAUUCUUUAUUCAAUAAUUGGUAAUCCGAAUACUCAAAUACAAAUUCAAGAACCACUCAAACAAAUACAAUCAAUUCAAGAACCACCUAAACAAAUUCAACCACCGUCACCAAGCCUUUAUUCAAUUGUUGGUAAUCCAAAUUCUCGCGUGCAAAUUCAAGAAUCAUUUAAAGAAGAACAACGAGCUCGAGAACCAUUGAAACAAAUUCAACAAUCUUCGCCGAGCUUGUUUUCAAUUGUUGGUGGUUCUCAUGUGAUACCUAAAAUUCGAGAACCAGUAAAAGAAAGUUUUCCAAUAACGCAAAGCUCUUCACCAAGUCUAUAUUCAAUUAUUGGUAAACCAACACUUGGACAACGUAUUACAGAAAAGAACAGAUUAGCUUCACAGUCUUCGACACAAACAGUUCCAUCGAAGUCAGUUGAAUCAGCACCAGUUUUAUAUACAAUUGUCAUGGACAACCAUAUGCCAAGUAAAACUUAUCGACCUUCAUCACCUAAAAGACAGCCCAAUGAUAUGAUGUUAUAUCCAUUAAUUGGUGAUCCGAAAGUUCCUGCAUCAAUCAAAUCUCCUCGUAAAACAGAACCAUCACAAACACCACAAUUAACUAAAAUGCCAAUAUUAUAUCCAUUGGUUGGCAAACCAUUUUCACCAACUCGAGAAAAUAUGCAGAGUCGAUCGAAAUCACCUGUACAAAGAAGACAACCAUUACCAAAAAUAAUUUCUAAUCGACGUCGUAGUUAUGACUAUCAAACAGAAUCGGAUGUUGGAACCACCAAACCUAAACGUCAAGAAAGACCAAAAGAUCGUUCAAUUCCAAAAUCAGAAACUAUAUUUAUUCCAAAUCCUGAGAACGAACGUUCACGACGUCCUAAACAACCACGUUCAAAUCCUAGAUAUAGAAGUCCUGCACAAAUAAAUCAUCGAGCUUUUGCAAUUCCACAAUAUGAAGGAGUUCACUUAAAUGAUUAUAUUUCGCCUUAUGCUUAUUAUCCAUCAAAACCGUAUCGUGAACGAACAACUCAUCCAAGUUCAUUACCAAUUGUAACGAGUCGUCGUUCUAAUCAUAAAUCAAGGACACCAAUGCAAGAAUCUCAUCCUCAAGCCGAAAGAAAACAUCAACAUGACCCUUGGAAACAUCAUUCUUUAGAGCGAUAUCCUGCGAAUUCAAGUCGUCAACCUCGAUUAUGGGAUCAUGAAAAUCAUAAUCAUACAGACAAUGAAGAUGAUUAUACUGAUGACACAGAUGAAUAUGGAGGACGACGAUAUUAUCGAAGAUAUCGACUACGAACACCCUGGGUGCCUGUUUGGUAA
This is a messenger RNA of Adineta steineri, 1899 nucleotides long. Lineage: Eukaryota; Metazoa; Rotifera; Eurotatoria; Adinetida; Adinetidae. The record is from the annotation of a GenBank genome assembly.